GUCAGUCCGCGUCUCUUGGUUGCUAGGAGACGGGGCUUCCACAAGCCCGGCUGAAGUUCUGCAGCUUCUCCCUCCGCUCCCGCGUCCCCCGGCCGGCUGCGAUGGCAGACUCCGAGGCCGAGGUCCUGCGCAGCACCUUCCCCUCCUACAUGGCCGAGGGUGAGCGGCUCUACCUGUGCGGGGAGUUCGCGAAGGCCGCCCAAAGCUUCAGCAACGCUCUUCACCUGCAGAGCGGGGACAAGAACUGCCUAGUGGCGCGCUCCAAGUGCUACCUGAAGAUGGGGGACUUGGCGAAGUCCCUGAAGGACGCGGAGGCCUCACUCCAGAGCGACCCAACUUUCUGCAAGGGGAUUCUGCAGAAGGCGGAGACGCUGUACACCAUGGGGGACUUCGAGUUCGCCCUGGUCUUCUAUCACCGGGGGUACAAGCUGCGGCCAGAACGCGAGUUCAAAGUGGGCAUUCAGAAAGCGCAGGAGGCCAUCAACAACUCGGUGGGAAGUCCUUCCUCCAUCAAGCUGGAGAACACAGGGGACCUGGCCUUCCUGAGUAAGCAGGCUGAGAGCAUGAAGGCCCAGCAACAGCCCCAACCGGUGAAGCAUCUACGGUACCAGGUGCAGCGGGAGUCAAAGCGGAAGGGCUCGCUCAAGAGCGAGAAAACAGUGCGCCAGCUGCUGGGCGAGCUCUACGUGGACAAGGAAUACCUCGAGAGGCUGCUGCUUGAUGAAGACCUCAUCCGGGGCACCAUCCGGAGUGGCGUGACAGUGGAGGACCUCAUCCUGACAGGCAUCAACUACCUGGACACGCGCAGCAGCUUCUGGCAGCAGCAGAAGCCGAUCUAUGCCCGUGAGCGCGACCGGAAGCUGAUGCGAGACCGCUGGCUGCGGGACCGCGGACGGACCCCAGCACAGACGGUGCACUUUGUGCUCAAGAGCCUGGAGGACAUCGACAUGUUGCUGAGCAGCGGUAGCGCAGAGAGCAGCCUGCAGAAGGCAGAGAAGGUGCUGAAGAAGGUGCUGGAGUGGGGCUGCGACGAAGUGCCCAACAGGGACGAGCUGCUGGGCAACCUGCACAGCUGCAUCGGAAACGCGCAGUUGGAGUUGGGCCAGACGGCCGCUGCGCUGCAGAGCCACCGCCGGGACCUGGACAUCGCCCGGGAGCAUGACCUCCCUGACGCAAAAUCCAGAGCCCUGGACAAUAUCGGCCGGGUUUUUGCCCGAAUCGGGAAAUUCCAGCAGGCUAUCGACACGUGGGAGGAGAAGAUCCCCCUGGCCAAGACUGCGCUGGAGAAGACCUGGCUGCUGCAUGAGAUUGGCCGCUGCUACCUGGAGCUGGAUCAGGCCCUGCAGGCGCAGUAUUACGGGGAGAGGUCGCUGCAGUUUGCUGAGGAGGAGGGUGACAUUGAGUGGCAGCUGAACGCCAGUGUCCUGGUGGCCCAAGCACAAGUGAAGCUGAGAGACUUCGAGUCAGCGGUGAACAACUUCGAGAAGGCGCUGGAGCGGGCGAAGCUGGUGCACAACCAGGAGGCGCAGCAGGCCAUCAUCAGCGCCCUGGAUGACGCCAACAAGGGGAUUAUUGAGGAGCUGAAGAAAACCAACUACAAGGAGACAGUCAGAGUCACAGAUGAGGUCCUUGCAGCAACCCAGGAGGAGCCAGGACCAGCCAAGAAGGAGCUGAGACACUCGCAGGAGGCACCCGAGCGGGUGAUGCAACAGUGGGACAGGGAAUCAGGGCGGGGGGCAUCGGCCGAAGAGCUCCAGAUGGCCCUACAGGGAGUGGGAGUGCAUGGGGCCCAAGACAGCACGGCUGAGGAGGCGGAGGAGGAGGAAGAAGAGGCAGAGGUGGCGGCUGUGGGCAGGACACACGUCGGGGACAGGACGCUGUCCGCAGAGGACAGGAUGCCACUCGAAGAGGAUGUACCACCAGCACUCGAAGGCGGCGAGAGCCAAGAGAGCUCUACCGGCAGCCUCCCGGGGGCCCUGGGGAAAGGGGUGCUGUGAGAGCAGAAGAGAGGCCCCAAGACAGCCAGCUGUAGCUGCCCAGGCCCGGGGCUCUGAGUGACUGCAUUGUCAGGGGUUCGUUUCGGACAGUAACUCAGGGGGCCUUGUCUUGGGUCACCUCGAUCUCCACUGUCACUGUCUGUCCAUUAAAUAUGAUCUUCCACUUCACAA
Molecule: messenger RNA, 2168 nt
Organism: Cavia porcellus (domestic guinea pig)
Lineage: Eukaryota; Metazoa; Chordata; Mammalia; Rodentia; Caviidae
Gene: Odad4
Product: outer dynein arm docking complex subunit 4
Exons: 12
Coding region: 102-1997 (631 amino acids)
Cellular component (GO): cytoplasm
Molecular function (GO): protein binding
Source: RefSeq, a predicted model, not a curated record